Messenger RNA from Sorex araneus (European shrew), 770 nucleotides. RefSeq names its product signal sequence receptor subunit 4 (gene SSR4). The coding region runs from base 162 to 683 and encodes 173 amino acids. The transcript has 6 exons. The record is from RefSeq and is a predicted model, not a curated record. Gene Ontology annotation, cellular component: membrane; endoplasmic reticulum; endomembrane system. Lineage: Eukaryota; Metazoa; Chordata; Mammalia; Eulipotyphla; Soricidae.
UGGUCCAGGGAGGGGACACGUCGGUGUCGCCAGCGACGUCACAGGUUCGCCCGGCCCGCUGGCCUGUCAUUGGCCGCCGUGGCUGCUGACGCGUCGCGCUUCCUCGUCGGCCCCGCGUGUUUAGGGGAGCCCGUUCUCUUUCCCUCGGCGGAGAAGAGGCGAUGGCGGCGCUGGCGUCUCUCGCUCCCCUGGUGCUGCUGUUGCUGGCCGGUCUGUCCUGCUGCUCAGCUGAGGCCUGUGUGGAGCCACAGAUCAGCCCGUCAUACUAUACCACCUCAGACGCCGUCAUCUCUACUGAGACAGUCUUUAUCGUGGAGCUCUCCUUGACCUGCAAGAACAGGGCCCAGAACAUGGCUCUCUAUGCUGACGUCAGUGGCAAGCAGUUCCCUGUCACACGGGGCCAGGAUGUAGGACGGUACCAGGUAUCCUGGAGUUUGGAACACAAGAGUGCACACGCAGGGACCUAUGAAGUUCGGUUCUUCGACGAGGAGUCAUACAGCCUGCUGAGAAAGGCUCAGAGAAAUAACGAAGAUGUUUCUGCCAUCCCACCCCUUUUCACAGUCAAUGUCGACCAUCGGGGCACCUGGAAUGGACCAUGGGUGUCCACCGAGGUGCUGGCCGCAGCCAUCGGCCUGGUCAUCUACUACCUGGCCUUCAGUGCCAAGAGCCACAUCCAGGCCUGAGGGGCAAUCUGCCUGGUGCAUUCAAUAAAUCUCUACUGGCUCCUGCUUGUGUCACCCGCCUCCGGCCUGGGCAGAGCCGGGCCACCA